Harmonia axyridis is the source of this 758-nucleotide messenger RNA. RefSeq names its product serine/arginine-rich splicing factor 7-like. The coding region runs from base 59 to 670 and encodes 203 amino acids. Gene Ontology annotation, biological process: mRNA splicing, via spliceosome. The transcript has a single exon. NCBI's taxonomy places the organism in Eukaryota, Metazoa, Arthropoda, Insecta, Coleoptera, Coccinellidae. Gene Ontology annotation, cellular component: nuclear speck. The record is from RefSeq and is a predicted model, not a curated record. Gene Ontology annotation, molecular function: RNA binding; zinc ion binding.
CUCAUCAUGAAUUUAAACCCUUGUUGGGUUGGCUGCUGAAGCGAUCGAGGGUAGCAAAAUGUCGAGAUACAAUUUAGAUUGUAAAGUUUAUGUUGGUGAUUUGGGUAACAAUGCAUCUAAACAAGAAUUGGAAGAUGCAUUCGGAUAUUAUGGACCAUUACGAAAUAUAUGGGUAGCCAGGAAUCCACCUGGUUUUGCAUUCGUCGAAUUUGAGGAUGUAAGGGACGCGGAAGAUGCAGUAAGAGGUUUAGAUGGUAGAACCAUCUGUGGUAGGCGUGCUAGGGUAGAACUCUCUAGUGGAAAGAGUGGGGGUAGGUAUAGAGGACCUCCACCACGUUCUAGCAGAGGCCGCCCUUUUCACCCUGGCGAUCGAUGUUAUGGUUGUGGUGAUAGGGGACACUAUGCUCGAGAUUGUACAAGACAAAAAAGGGGAGGUGGUAGCAGCAGACGAAGGUCUAGGUCUAGAUCAAGGAGUCGUGGACGCUAUAAGAGAUCUCGUUCCAGGAGCACCAAGUCCAGAAGCCGUUCAAGGAACCGUUCUAGGUCCCGUUCUCAGUCGGCCAAAAGGAGCCGUAGUCGUUCUCCAGCUAAUGACAAGCGUUCGAGAACCAGAACAAGGUCUAGGAGUCGCUCAGCUCCUAAGCAAAAUGGCGACGAUCAUAAGGAUUAAUAAUCUUCUAAAUUUGUGUGAAAUAUUAAUAAUCUGUCAAUCGUUUUGAUAUUGUGACCUUCAGUUAAUCAAGAUGAUUUUUAUUCUG